AUGUCAGACAGCAAGGUUCCGACUGUGGACGACUUGAGGGUCAAACUCUGUUAUAUAUGCAGAGAAGAGGAGCGUUAUGGAGGUACGUUCUAUCCACAAGAAGACCCACCUCGAGCUUGGACUCAUCCCUGCAACUGUACUCUCGUCGCCCACGAAUCAUGUCUUCUACAGUGGAUCAAAGCAGCCCAGCAGAACCCAGAUCGCGCCCCCAAUGCGCUCAAAUGUCCACAGUGCGGAGCGAAGUAUGAGUUAGAGAGUAAGAACCCACUCAUGUUGAGGGUGCUUGAUGCGUGGAAUAAGGCAUUGUUGAGGGUUGGGAGGCUCACCACGGUGUCUUGUGCUGGGAUCAUUGUCAUCUCGUUUGGCGCUGGUCUUUAUGCCGUUUUGACAUCGUACGGAGCUUGGGCAUUGCAAAACUUCAUCGGCAGUGAAAUGUACUCCCUCCUCCUUUCUGACGAUCCCACAAAUUGGCCUUGGCACGCCUUCCUCAACCUUCCCUUCGUACCCCUCUCCCUCAUAAUCUCCCGCACACCCCUCUUCUCAAUCGUCUCUCCCCUCUUCCCCCUUCUCUUCCCCUGGCCCACAGACCUCCCCUGGGCUAUCCGUCGCUCCCCAAACACAACGCCCCGACUCCGUGCUUCGUAUUAUCUGAGACCUGGAUCGGGCUCGGAGGCUUGGUGGCCACCGACGCCGACGAUGGUGGUGACAAUGUUUCCGUUCGUAAGCGCGCUAUAUAGGGUCGUCUUGGAUAGGGCGCAUGCGUGGGUUAUGGGGGAGAAGAGGGUCACGAGAGGGAGGAGCUUGGUUUGGAAUUUCAACGAUCCAGGUGCAGGGGACGGGAUGAUUAGGAUACGGAUUGGGAUGAAUGAGGAUCCCGAAGUUGUACCUCCUCAGGGUCAAGGUGCCGCAGGGCAACAACCACCACAACAGGGACAGGCAGCUGGGGCUCAAAUACGAGCAGAUCUACCGCCUGCCGCAAAUCCGAAUGUUGACCCAAAUCCUGGCGCAGUCCCAGGUCUCGACCCAAUCCCUGCUGAAGGCGACAAUGCCAAUGCGAACGACGCCGGCGAAGCAGCCGAACGCACCAUCCGCCUCACAGGCUCCUCCCUUGGCCGUCUUGUAGCCGGAGCCCUCGUCAUGCCCUCCAUUGCGAACCUGAUGGGCCGUCUCCUCCUUCGACUGUCUCAUUCACCACACAUACCAUUCUUAGGUAGGAUACUGGCGGCAAGACCGCCACUGAGCACCAGGUUGCCAUCGUUUUGGGGCUCGCAUACGUUGCCGCCUGAGAUGGAGAGGGCGUGGGAGAGGGGUGGUUUUGCUUCGAUGGGGGAGUUUGGGAGGGUAGUCAGCAUGGGGUUGAGAUCGCUUUGGGGAGGAACGAGAGUUUGGGCUGAGAGCGAUCCGGUUUGGUGGCGGAAUACGCUUGGAUUGGGUCUCUUCAUUGUCGCGAAAGACGCCGUCAAGCUCCUUCACUUGUGGCUCGCAAAACAAGAACUGGAGACGCGCCAUGUCAAGAAUAGGACAUUCGAAGGUGUAGAUGCUCGAGAGCUUGAUCUGAUACAUCCUCGCCAGUGA
Stereum hirsutum FP-91666 SS1 is the source of this 1575-nucleotide messenger RNA. RefSeq lists its product as uncharacterized. Lineage: Eukaryota; Fungi; Basidiomycota; Agaricomycetes; Russulales; Stereaceae. The record is from RefSeq and is a predicted model, not a curated record. Gene Ontology annotation, molecular function: zinc ion binding. The transcript has 6 exons. Bases 1 to 1575 code for a protein of 524 amino acids.